ACUACGUCAGUGGGGACAAAGCAGCUCUGUGACCCCGCGGGGUGACACCAGAGCGCGGGAGCCCCAGAGACCCCCGACCCGAAGCGUUCCUCCCCCCGCACACCCGAGGCUCGGCUCCUUGCCCAGCAGCAGCACCUAGCGGCCGUUUCCCUGCGCCUGAUGCAGCAGGAACGGCUUAGAAAGAGCCGCCGACUUCGGGAGUUUUCCGAGACCCCGCCCCGCCGUUCCGCGGAGCGCCGCUCCCCGAGGAAGUUUGUCCCUUCCGCCGCUCCGUCCGUCCCCAUGGCAACGGCACCCGGCAACAUGGCGGCCGCCGGCAGCCCCAGCGUCUUCAUGGUGGCCGUCAACGGGCAGAUCGAGAGCGGGCAGUUCCCCGGGUUUGACGACCUCUACUGCAAGUUCUGCUUCGUCUACGGCCAGGACUGGGUUCCGGCAGCGGGCCUGGAGGAGGGCAUCUCCCAGAUCACCUCCAAGAGCGACGUCGCACCCACCACCUUCGUCUGGAACUUCCCCAUCGACAUUACCUUCAAGAGCACCAACCCGUCUGGCUGGCCGCAGAUUGUAGUGAGCGUCUAUGGACCUGAUUUCUUUGGAAAUGAUGUGGUCAGAGGUUAUGGAGCCGUGCACAUUCCCUUCACGCCAGGAAGGCAUAAAAGAACCAUUGCUAUGUUUGUUCCGGAGUCCACAUCCAAGCUGCAAAAGUUUACAAGUUGGUUCACGGGGAGACGUCCAGAAUUUACUGAUCCAAAAGUGGUAGCACGGGGAGAAGGAAGAGAAGUAACGAGGGUACGAUCUCAAGGCUUUGUCACCAUUUCCUUCAACGUCGUGACUAAAGAUAUGAAGAAGCUGGGCUAUGAUGUGAGCCCAAGUGACAUGCAGAACCCCUCUCUGGUGCCUGCGACAGAAAGGAUUCUUAAGUAUUGAACUCAGAAGUGAGAUGGUCAAAGUGCAUGCAGCAGGAAUGUUAAGUCAGGGCCUGAAGCAGUGCUUGAGAAGGCAGGGCCAACCCAGGAGAGCUCAGGUGUGUGCAAUGUCCCUGCGUGACCAGAAGGGAUGCAGCCAGGAUCCACCCCUUCCCAGACCACAUUUAAGGGUUGGCAGUGGAAGCAAAGCUAUCUUGCUGGAGAUUGCUGUCUACCUUCCAAAGGUAAGCAGCUUUUCUUCCGUUGUUUCUGCAUCCUGUGCUGCUGUAUUUGGGUUUGUUCUCACUUGCUGCAGCCUAAGACUUCGCUGCUCAGCUAUUAUUGCUGUACUUUCCAUCACAUUAUAGCGUUACAGUGCAUGACAGAAGCUCUGAAGCUGUUCUCAAAUGCCUUCAGUGUGAGGACACAAAGCUGCUCCUCAGUCUGAACAGCUUCUUUUCUGACAUCUUACCACAGCCUUUCACUGAAUCCUCCUAUAAGCUACUGUUAAUGCUCUUCCUGUGGGCUGAACAAACCCCACUGUCUAUGUGUUUUGUUUCUGUCUUUCAGCUGCCUAAGAUUUGUUUUUGUUUGUGCCAGCAUGGAUGUUUCUAAGUCCUGAAUCAUCCAAGGUAUCAAUUGUACCUAUAAGAACAGUAUAAAAGUAUAUGCUGUGGUAAAAUGACUAAUUGCUUAGUCAUCUCCAUAUUUACAUGUGGACAUGUAACCUCAUGUGUUUUGAAUGCGUGUAUCAGGAGGUAACUGUGAGAAGGGCUUACAGUGAUACCACCCUGUAAGUGAACUACCAAGACCUUGAAACUGUGGGAAUGAAGAUACACAGUGUUGAGGUGCAGAGCUUCCAAAAUGAAUACCAAGUAAAGCAGCCAGUUAGAUGUGGUUAUUUCACGCUGUGCAGUGUCACCAAAUAAAUAUAAUUUCUAAAAUGAUAACAUGAGCACUGGGAUUUUAUUGUGAGCAUCUGCAUCUUUUGUAAUAUUGAGAAAUACUUCUCCAAGUGGGAUUACAGCUCUUUUUCAUCUCUUUGCUUUUAUCCUGGCAUGUUUUUGUUGGUGGAUCCCUUAACUGGUUUUACACUUCUAGUAGUUUUGGCAAUUGUUGUAAUCUCUCAGCUGAGUCACACUGGAAUCAAUAGUAAUAAGAAGUAUUUCCUGCUGGCUCAGAAGAGAUGUGAGGAAUUUUGUUUCCUUUUUAAAAGUAUUUUGGAAGUAGUUAGUGACAGUAGCAGGAUAAACUUGUGUGUGAAAGACCUGGAACGCACAUUACCAGCUACCACUGCUUAAAUACCUCUUUUCCCUUGAGCACAGUUACCUGCCCCCAUUCCAAUCAGAGCACAACUGCAUAACAGAGAUUCUACUCAUGAAAAAAAUACAGUUAAAAGCAGACGAAAUCCAAACUCCAUGCUCAGAGGGCUGCAGUGAAUUUACCUGCAUACAGCUUCACACAUUGCUACCAUCUGAAGUGAUACCUGAUUGAAAGGUCUUAAAACAUGUUUAGUGAAUGGACACUUAGCUGGAGGAACUCUUCAGUCUCACACAGUCUGCUCCUUAUGCAGUGGCACGUGUGGGGGUGAUGUUUUCAAUAACAGCUUCCUGAGUUCGAUGCCAUCUGUUUCUUCAGAAAGACAACUGUUGAUCCAUCUAAUAAACAUGUUCUUCUCCCCGAGACAGGCUUGCUGCUGCCUUUAUGAUUUUCUGGACAACUGUCUCAGUUUUAAGUCUCUGCUACUCAGCCAUGGCAGAGGGUUUGCAGCUGUUUCACACUGGAGAGAUUCUCUGCUCUCAUGACAAAAGAACAGAGACAUGAUGCUGUGGCUGACAUUAAUAAGGAAGGGAUUUAUGAUCUGUAAGUGUUCACUGCAGUUGCUGUUAAUAUAUGAAAGGUUAAAGAACCCAUGCUUUGAGAACAGCCAAAACCCAGAAAAAAAGAAAAAAGUUGUUGUAGUGGAGGCCCAAAGUAAUUUCCUUUCCUCCAUGCUCCAGGCAGCUGUUCCCACCCUCUUCAUUUACUACUUAAUCAUUUUCCCUUCUCCAACCCUGGACUGAAGUUCCCAGCGCUUGUAACACAGAUGGUGGUACAAAGCUGUCAGCUGGCACUGCAGCCUCUGCUUUGUUCCACUUAAAUCUCUCCCAGACAGUGAAAUUGGCCAUUAACCUCUUAAUUCCACAUAAAGAGUUUUUCCUGCUUAUUUCCAACUUGUGUUCAGCUACCCUGCAGGUGGUGGGGAUGUUGGAAUCUAACACAGCAAUGACAGUGCACGUGGGGGAUUUUUAGUGAAUAUGCAGAUCCCAAUACAGUCCCCCCACUAUUCUUGCCAGGCAGACAAUACCAAAAACAACAGAGGAUGGAGAUUGUUGCUGCUCCACACAGAGCAGGGAACAGAUCAAACUUCACCUGGAAACAAUCCCCUUGUGGAAAGGGCUCAGGACCAACUGUCCUUGUGUUGUGGGAGAGCUUUCCUGCUUCCACCAAGGUGGAAGCUGCCCUGGAAGUAGCAAAAGAUGCAGUCUGAAUACUGACUUGAAAACCUGUCAGAAAUGUAUUUGCAGCUCUGGCAAAACCAGAAACAGCAACAUCAGCUCCUGCCCUCUCGUGGCAGUUCUGAGGAGGAUGUUAGAGAUCUCUAAUAACAGUUAGCUAAUAGCACUACAUGAAGGACACCUGAGUCAUGCCCCCAUGGAGAACUGCUCCAUGCUGUGGUGCCAGCUGCCUUGGUCCUCAGGUUGCUGAGGCUGUUUUGCAACAGCACUAAUGAAGCAGCUAGAAAUUAUCUCCAUCUGAAAAUGAGUGCCUUGCAGACAGAUUCAAGCUGCCAAGUGCUUCCCUGCAGCAGUGCUGGUUACAGAACAGGAGCCUUCUGAGGUACAAAACAGACUGAAAGAAAGUCAAGUUUCAGCUCCAACUCUGCCCAGCCCUACCACUGGCAGCAUUUCAGCCCAGCACAAAGCAGCCCCAGGAUGGCCCACCUGGGCCUGGCAACAUCAUGCCAGGACUCCCUCCCUCCAGCCCUUUCCCAUUUCCCCAGCAGCACUGGUAGAUGGCACCGAGCAGCAGAGCUUCUGCAGGAUGGCUCCAAAGCAUCCCUUGUGCUCAAGGUUUGCGAUGAUACAUUUCCAGUACCCAGCUAUCAUUGUAGCACAGACAUUAGAAAGCAUCUUUUGGCCACUGAAGCCAGGACAAAGGCCAUGCUGCAACAGCACAGUGAGAACAGGAGACUUUCCCUGCUGGAUGCAAACGUUUUGGUCUCUUGUCCUUCAGAAGGAAGAGUAGCAGUAGCAUCUAGAUGCAGGCUUCUAUUUUUAUACCUCUAUUCAGGUCAAGAUAUUUAAGUAUCCAAAUUCACCUCAGAGAAUAUCACUACAUUUAGUGCUAGACUUGCUGAUGAAGAUAUAUUAAAAAAAAAAGAAAGAGAGAAAAAAAUAAAACACCACCACCCAACACAAUACCAGCCAGUCCAAGGUCUCCCAGGUAAUACAUCAUUACACCAAGUCAAAAACUGGUUCCCUUCAGCUUGGCUACCCCUCUGAUUUGCACUCCCCACCCAAAAAGCCCUUACAGAAAACCAGUGACCCCCACUGAUUUCUACAGAAUCCAUGCUGAGAAAACAAACUCCACCUCUACUCCUGCUUUAAUCCAGCCACUUGAAAUAGCAUUGAUUUUUUCACCUGAGGAUGGAAAUGCACUUGCUUAACCAGUGGCACAAGCAUUGAGAUCAGCUCAGUAAUACACCCAGGCUGCUUUGUCUGUGACCUGCUGUGUAUCUGCUCCUUCUGCAAAGGGAGGCCAAGUGCCUAUGCUCUGCACCACAGCUGCUGGCUAUGGAGAUGUUCAGAUGCAUUAGAAAGACCCUGCACUUCAACAGCAAUGUUUGUAUGUUUCCAUGCAUGCUAUAGCCAGCAGUUCUGCCACUGAGGACUCCACCAGCAAGCGUGGAUCAUUCACUCAUGACUGAAAGUUGCAUCCACUGGUUGUGUUACACUGGUAAGGUGCCAGUGUAUUCCCUAUUGAUCACCACACUGCCACCAAUCAGCCACCCUAAUAGGUAAUGAGCAGGGAAGUUUAAGGCGCCAAAGGGAACAGACAGGGGGCAUUUCUAAUCGUUGAAGCCUUAAGUCUUCAACUAUUAGAGGGUAUAAUCGAUUGACACUAAGAGACUGGAUUGCUACCACCAUAUAUAACACUGGCUCUCAGUUAUUUAUAACCCUAAGCUCCAAAACCAUCUGCUGUCUUUACAAAAAUCAAUGUUCAUUUGUGUCCCAGUUCAAAAUACAGAGAGGACAUUACCUGGAAGGCAGACAAUAGCUACGUUUUUUAGAAAGCGGAAGUUUUCAGCAUGAGGGACUGCAUAAAUCAAGUCUGGUUCUCAGAAAAGUGGAUUGCUGGCAGUUGCAGAAGUCUUGCCAAAGCCAGAGCACAAGCUGGCCACAAGCAUUUCCCCACAGUUCACUGAAAAUGAGCGGAAGAGCAAAGCUUGCACCACUCGCAACCCAGGACAAACAAGAGGUAGUGGCAAUGUACACACUCAGCAGAAAUACUUGGCACUGCUGGCAGGGCAAGCCUCUAGACAAUACUUCAUCCAGAUAGCCCUCUUCCUCCCCAAAAGCAGGCAAAUACCACCCUGAUUCACAGAAGAGGAAGAGGAAGCCUGUGGCAGGGAGAAGGCAGCCUGCCCAAGGUCAGAGGAAGCACAGGCACAGCCACAAUCUCUCCCAGCAGCAUUAUCAGCUCUGCCCUCCUCCAACAGUCCCUUUGGCUCACAACAGGCUGCAGUAUUCAGCUCGAGUUUUAUAAAGUCACCACAAAAGUUUCCAUUUCAAACCUUUCCAAAAUCUUUCCUGUAGCAAGCAGCACUACUUCCAAAAUACAUACAAUUUCAAGAGGCCAGAGAAAGAACAGUGAAGCAGCACUGAUCACUCAGAAGAGAAUGGCCAGAGGAGCAACAAUAUUGCACAGAGAGGAACUGUUCUGCAUAGGAGCAGAACAUGAGCCACAGAACAUCCGUCUGGAAAAAUGAGAGCUACAAAAAACAAAAGGUGUUAUGGUUGUCGUUUGUGGCAACAGAAGUUUCUCUCUCUUCCUUCCAGGCCCCCAAACAGAAGCAAAAUGAAUUAAAGACCUGACCAGAGGCGAACUUGCUCUCCAGGGAAACUGGAGUGCUACAGAAGCAGUGGGUUUGUGAAACACCCACAGUUCUGUGCCACAAAUCCAAAACAGAAUCGCUCACAGACCUGAUGCUUCUUUCCACGCCUGCCUCACCAGCUGCCAGGUCUCUAGCACCACUGCAGUUUCAGCACUAGAAAUUAUUUGAUUGCUGAUAAGUCUGAUUGGCAGCGAAGUACAGCUACAGGAAAACUGGGGGAGCUCUGGAGAGGCAGCUCUUGAAAUAGCCUGAUAAUGAAGUACCUUCCAUUUAAAGGAUCCCAAAUUAGAAGCCGAAAUCACCUCCCAGCUGGAGGCAAGCUCACUGCUGCCCAGCACAGCGCAGCUCCAUUGAAGGUGCAGAGCCAUGGCUGCAGGAAGGGCAAGGCUGAACCUUUUGUUUGAAGGCAGGAGGCAAAGGCUCCAGAAGUCAGUUCUGUCACAGCUCCCCCAACCCUUAUUCCACAAGUGACUAGCUUCACAAGUAAAGUUCUCCCCAGCCUUCUGUCUCAACAUUAAUACUGAAGCCUCUGCAGGGAAAGUAGCAUAUCAUUCCUCCAAAAAUGCUGUUUGAACGGUGAUGUGGUUUAAAGAAGCAAUUCAGUCACCUGCAACACAAGUCUUCCAUUUUUAUUGAGUUAGUAAGGUCUCAACUGAUUCUGAAUUAAGUGGUCUGUAAGAAACCCUCCUUUCUCAUAGCAAGAGCAGGCUUGCCCCAGGAAAGCCAUGAAUUCAUCAAAGGAAUCACAUUGACAAUAUACAAGAAGCAUCACUCAAUAACCAUCAGACUUCUCCUAGAGCCUUGGACUUUCAAGCACAAACCUUCAUCAUCUCGACCAACCCAUCAACUUCCUUGAAAACUAAAUCAAGCAUGGCAGUUUGGAACAGGAUACAAACACUACGCAGAGUCUGGAAAAAGCAACACAUCUGGAAUAUAAGCAAUACAAUUUUAAUUCUGACCAGUCACCUACAAACCCCUCGUCUUUCCACUGUUCUGAUGGCAUUAUUAAAUAUCACAUUCGUGACAUCGCUCGGGAAAAAUGACACAAAGAUACAGACAUUAUGAUACAAUAGUAUCAAUGAUAAAUUAUUUAUACAGUAAAUAAUGUCAAUAGUCAGCACAAAUUCAUAAAAAGCAGCCGGCUCCCAGUAUUAUGAAAACAGUUUGGUAAAUAUUUAAAUUGUAACACUUGUAAAGGAAGUGAGUCUUGUGAGAUUCUGCUGUGAAAAAUAAACCAUAUAUUUCUCCACAAUCUGUGCAAUAUUAAUACAUACAGUACACAUUAGAAACUGUAACAGCAAAAGGGAAGAUGGAUAACAAUAGUUGUCUUAGCUACGGGACUUCAAAAAGACUGUAAACACCACAACCCACCACAGUUUUCCUUCCCUGUCCCCUCAAUGUAGUUUAGUUUCUAUAUAGUAUAAAACUGAAUAAAUAAACUGAGCUUAUUUUGGGUUUAAAAUUAUGCCAAGAUUUUUUUUUUUUUUCUUUUUACAAAAUAAUUAACACUUUAUCUUUGGUCAAUUUGACCAGUAAGGCUAUUCUGGGAUACUAACAUUUAAAAAAAAAAAAAAA
Molecule: messenger RNA, 7635 nt
Organism: Phasianus colchicus (ring-necked pheasant)
Lineage: Eukaryota; Metazoa; Chordata; Aves; Galliformes; Phasianidae
Source: RefSeq, a predicted model, not a curated record